GUGUAAUCAAGCAGCACUGAUUAGUUCAGUUUCGUUUUUUUAUUCCAGUACUUUGUGUUUCUUGGUUGAUCUUUAUACUUCUAGACGGCAACUAUGGCUUUAUGGUGAAUCCUCGCCCGUUUCCUGUGACGAUUUGAACUCAUUGGAUCAACCAACACCCAGAACAUUUGGGAAGGCCAAGGAACUCAGUGAAGAUCUAAGAAGAAGUAGUGAUGAUAUACACAAGUUGACACAGUCUUCUCUGGAGUGAAAGAGCUGAACUUGAGCAAUCAGAGCUGCAAGUAUGAGGCUGAAGAUGCAGAUGCGGCUCCAGAACCGCAGGUUGCCAACCCGUGCAGUGGGGUUGCGGAGGGUGCUGGAGCCUAUCCCAGCUGUCUUCGAGCGACACGCAGAUAGUCCCGCCCUGCAAAAGGAACGGUGAACUGACUCUCCAGCCAACCAAAAAAAGCAUUUGCAACUGAACGGACUGAACAGACGUGCUCGUGUGUGCAAAACUACUGAAGUCGAGGUUUUUGAGAAAAUUCUAUUUUUGUGAAUUGGCACUAUCCCUAAGUACGAAGACAAAUGAGCCUGGACUCUAUCAGCUGGUGUUUGGGGAUGACUGUGGACUUAUCAUAGACAGCCAAGGAGCCCCAGGAUCCCCUGGCUCAUCACCAGGCAGCAGAUUACCUUCUCCUUUUAAUCUCUUCAUUGUUUACUGACGCACAGAGGGGCGUGCACCGAUAAAAGCUUUGGUAAAGAGCAAGGAGAACACCAUGCUGGUAUCACUGUUCACCGCGUUGCGCACCUUCACCGAACUUAACUUCCAGUCAUCUGCCUUGUUUGAAGGCUCCGAGUCUGUGGAGGCAGAGGGAGGUAGCACAGAGAGCAUAGUGGCGUCCUCCAUCAGCGUCUGUAAGAAGGUCCUGUGCAGCAACAGUGUGUUGGAUUCGUCAGAAUACUGGCUGAGGAAUGACAAAGCUCUGUGUAGACUGGGCCUUCUGGAUGACGACACGGAGGGCAUCUGCACCAUGAUCUGUUUUGUGAAUCUGGAUCCUCAGAAAACAGACUGUUCUGAUGAGAAAAGCAUAAAGAAACUGGCAUCGAUGUCUCCAGACCUGCCGAAGCUUGUUGAAUUACUCACUGUUCACCAGCCUAAAGAAAAUGAAAUCCUCUUCCUCGGUGGCCUUGAAGGAGCAGACACAUGCCAAACUCACCCACCAGCCCCCUCUCAGGGCCUUCAAAUGCAGCAGAGAAGUACAGGCGUGUGCCUAUAUCAGCGUUCGGGGCAGAGACGCUACAUCCAGCCCAACAGAAUCAUCUUUGAGAUUAAUAGGUUCCUGGUAGGUCUGCAGUGGGGAAAGGAACAACGGCAUCAGCAAGGACGAACAACUGGACAACGGCUCGAUGACGACACAAAUCGUUCGGUUUCAUCCAUCGAGGAAGACUUCCUGACAGCCUCGGAACACCUGGGAGACGACAGCGAGGAUGACGGUUUGAGAAACGAUCCUGAAGUUGGUGAUCGUGCAGAGAGCUUGGUGGAUGUUGCACGCAAACAUAGUGCUAGUGUCACAAGUCAGAGGAGACAGCCGGCCCAUAAUCAGAUCCGAGAGGAUACAGAAGUGAAAAGAGAAAUGCAUCAGCGGAUCAGUCAGCAGACAAAGGAAUCGGCCGGUCACUACGCCACUAAUCUGGCAGAGUCAGUGCUGCAAGAUGCCUUCAUCCGGCUCUCUCAAGAUGAAACGUCCUUUGUCUCCGAGGCUGCGGUUAGCGUGUCACGCACUCGAUGUCCGUCCAACGCUGCUCUCUCACAAACAAAACAGUCUUCCCAACAACGCACGUGUUCGUUCGAGCUCCCAAAAAUUGUCAUAGUCCAAAGCCCUGACAGCGGAGAUGGAACAGCAGAGUGGCCAGAGACUCAAGUGUCAAAUGUGUCCGAGCAGGAUGUCCCCACCAAAGAUAAGGAGAUGCCAGAAAAGGAGAAAAAGGCUUACAUUUCUCACCACAAUGGAGGGCACCCAUCCAAGCCCGUAGAGGUGGCUUUGGCCUGUGCUGCCAAUGUUAUUGGAACGAUAACAUCUCCACAGUUAACGGAACAUCUCGCCUUGGAUUCAACUUCAGAAGAAGAAGCGGAGGAAGAGCUUCAGGAACCAGAAGAGAAAGCAGACUACUCCUUCUCCUCAGCUGUGUGUGGCAUAGCCCAGGUUGCCGGUGCCGUGGCAGCCGUGGAGCUUACAGAGAAAUCAGUAGAAGAUGGGGAUUGUGAAGUCUACACCGCGUCUCAGGGUUUGAUAUCUGCUGCCCAAACGUCUGCAGCCUUUACACUACACUGCAGUGUUGCAGAAGGCACCAGUGUUGAAGCGUUUCGUGCAAACAUUGCUGAGGUCCUUCACAGGGAAGCAGCCGAGGUACUGACUUCUCCGCAUGGCUACAAGAGUGUAGCUGACCUCUUGGAGUCCACACAUAACAAAAUAGUUGAUGGCAUCACAUGUCCAAAAAAGUCCUGCACGGACGAAAGAGAAGUGGGCGACUUAAUUAAUGAAGUGGCCGACAGUCUUUUCAAACAUGCUUUAGAAAUAGCAAAAAAGAACAAAGAACUGGAGGGCGCCGAGAAAGAUGCACCAAGCCUCCAGGUUCUUCUGCAGGACAGUGUCAACAGUUUACUGUUUGAAAUUCUUUGCGUGGCACAGAAGAAAAUUAGUCACAUUUCAAAACAGGACAAAGGGCCAUUGGAGACACGACAAGACUACGAUACAUGCGCUAAGGAACAUGCUACCGUAAUGGACAGCAAUGACAUAAGUCAAUUACAGUCCUUAGCUAGUUAUCGGCAAUCCACUAACAGUGCCAAACAUAGCGGGAUGCGUCACAGCACAGAUAGGCUUACCAUGGUUCCUGGACUGAAGUCAACAAAUAUGGCCGCAGAGCGUGAUCUUUGCGUAUCUUGCAACGCAGAGUAUAACAAAGAACAACAGCAGAACUCAUCUUGUGGACAAAGUCAGUCAAAGAGUGCCAUUCAUUCAAAAGACUACCACCAAAACCAACAAGACAACUCCGCCGUCAGAGUGCCUUUGAGUGAAAUCCCAGUUCACGGCGCCGAUAGACGGGGGCGAUCAAUGACAGGAAGCGAAAGCAGACAAGCUUCUCUUACCCCCCAGUCUUCACUCAACUCCUGCAGUUCACUAUUCUCUUGGAGAAUGGACUCAGAGACCAGGACGCCCAUAACGUGCUAUGCUGACGACUUGGCUGCUACGGUGGUGUCAAUGGCCACAGAGCUAGCGGCUAUAUGUCUGGAGAACUCUACUGGGAAACAGCCCUGGUUCUGUGCUCUAAAAGGGACUACCGAAGUCCCGGAGGACUACUUAAUUCCUGCUUGUCGAACGGUACUCAGAAGGAAAGAGGCUCAGAGUAAUAAUGCAUCAUCAAAAAAACAUCGAGCGCCACGCCUCAGCGAGAUAAAAAAGAAAACGGAGGAGCAACCAGAGUUAAUGGAAAGACUGGUUAACCGUGUUGUGGAUGAGUCGGUCAACCCUGAUGAACCACAGGACCCGUUUGCCCUUUUUGCCUCCGAAGUCACUGCCAGGAUCAUGAACUGCCCCGAGCUUAACGUUGUGGACACGUCCAAAACAGGCCAGCCACGAAGCAGAUUGCAGUGUGAGAGGUGGAGCCGCGGGAAGGCAUCAAGUUAUGAAAGCAUUCCAGAAGAAGACGGGGACCCUUCAGGCACACCAAACACCCUGGGGCCUGGCAGUCGUUUAGGUCAGAACCUAAGUCGUGGUAGCUCCAUCUCCAAGCAAUCAAGUUGUGAAAGCAUCACAGAUGAAUUUUCACGGUUCAUGGUCAACCAGAUGGAGACUGAGGGCAGGGGUUUUGACAUUCUUCUGGACUACUAUGCGGGGAAAAAUGCCAGCAACAUUUUGGCUGCAGCUGUACAGCAGGCUGCAACUAAGAAAAACGGUCACCUAAAUGUCAGGUCUACGUCCUGCUUGUCCAAACAAUCGAGCACAGAGAGCAUCACGGAGGAGUUCUACAGGUUUAUGAUUCGGGACAUGGAUAAGGAAAACAAAGAGCACGGCAUUGCUAAGACUAAAGAGUGGAGCAACAGCUUGUUUCCUCCAUCUCCCCGGACACCCUUUUGUAUACGACAGUCCUCGGUCCCUGACAGGCGCUCUUCAGAUUCAAGACUGACGGUUAACUCACCCAUUAAAGCCAAUUCAUUUGAUGGAUUUGCCCGAAAUGCACAUGGAGACACAUUAAAUAUCUAUCCGAGUAACUCUGUGUCAGCGACAGGACUAUGUAAGUCAGACUCGUGCCUCUAUCAAAGAGGCAAGACCGACCAGAUCACUGAUAUGCUUAUUCACGAGACCUGGUCCAGCUCUAUCGAGUCCUUGAUGCGGAAGAACAAGAUCAUUGCGGAUCCGGAGGAUGACCUGGAAGCUGCAGGCGACUCCCAGCCUCAUGUGCAGCAGUUUGCUAAUCGCCUGGCAGCCGACAUCGUCGAUAUCGGCAAAUCAUCUGCUGGAAUUCAGCAGGAUGCGUCGGGAGGAUCACAGAAACACAAACCCGUUGGGGAGAGAAGGAUGGGGUUCAAACAGUCCCAUUUAAAUUGUGGUAGUAAUGAACAAACGGCAUCGGGGAUGAGUGAUAGCGGUACGCCCCGCAGAAGAGGUCACAGGGAUGUGCCAGUGAUCCAUAUUGAGGGGGAUAAGAAGGACGAUGAGGCUUCCUUAAGUCUUGAAAAGAGAGAUGGACCUCCAGAACGAGCAGUAGAAAUUCCAACGACCAAGCAGACUGAGAGGAUUACAGCGAAUGGCAGCAGUGAAAGGGACAGGCCAGCUGCGGCGGCACUAGCGAAGAGGAACAAGCGUUCCACGAGCGCUAGCAGCGAGGAGAGCACGGGGAGCUGGUCCCAUGUAAACACGGAAGACGACCCCCCCGAGGAGACCAGUAGCUUUAUCCAGCUGAGUGAGGGAAAUGGAACCAGCAGUGGGUCAAGUCUGGGCCUGGCAGACGGAGAUGCUUUUCCUGAUGUGCCGUCUCAUAGCGCCGUAAUUGGUGAAGCAUCAGACAAAACCAAUCAAGCUACAACCAAGAAGAGCAACUUUCAAAGCAGCUCAUGUAAGACGGCAGCAGCCGGAGGAGGCGGCCAUGCCAGGGACCUCCUGGUGGUAAACUGCGAACUCGAAGCUGAAUAUGCGGACUCGGAGGUGACGGUGGCUCUGCAGUUGAUCGCUGCAUCCGAGCUGGGCCUUCCAGCUCUUUACUUCAAGAAGUCUAAAGAGAAGAGGAUUGCCAAGGUCCAGAAGGUGGUCCAUCUGAUGUCUCAGAAGUCGUGGCGGAUUUCGGACUUGUUCGGCGCCGUGGUUCACUUCUGUAAGCUUCACGAGGAAGACCAGCGUGAGGACAAAUCUCUGUCCAGCCUGUUUGAUUGGCUGUUGGAGACCCUGUGAAGCAGAUGAGUUUCCUCACUCACGUUUGCAUGCUCACUCUCUCUCUCGCUAACACUCUUCUCAUCGCCGUGUGUCCUCUUCUAACGCCGAGAGCACAAUGAGAUCCGCCAUCUUGGCACAAUGCUCCUCAUCUCUCACUUUUGCCUCACGCCGUCUACGGAAGUUGUACAGUAUUUCCUGUCACCGCUUCAUCAAAGUGCGUGUUGUUUCACCGUUUUAGCAGAUAGGACAUUCCUAUUGGAAGUAAACAAGCCAUUUAACAAAUACAGUCGGCAGGUUUUAACUGCUCCAGAGUGUAAAGAUAUCCGCUAUAAAUAGUACUCACAAUCCCAAAUGAUGUAUUCAUAUGUUUAUUAUGAAAGUACGCAUAGGAAAUAGAACAUCAGGUGCGGUAGUUGAUUAUAUUUGUUGUAUUCAUUGACUGAUAAAAACACCCUUGUUGUCACCUUAAGAAUCUGAUCACGUCACUCCAGAUAAUAUUUGACAUUGUUGUCUUGUACAGUACACACAUAUGUAUGUGUGUGUAUGCGUGUUUAUACAUAUAAUAUAUACACAGUGGUAUGAAAAAUUUGGGCACCGCUGAUAAUUGUCAAAAUAUUCCUUUAUAAAUCACCGCUUGUUGUGAUCAUACGUAUAUCAUAUAACAGAUGAACACUGAUAGAUGAGAAGUGAAAUAAAGUUCAUAGCAGGGGUCUCAAACAUGAGGCCCGCGAGCCAAAUGCGGCCCGCAGGACACUAGUUUGAGGCCCCCGCCUUGAUAUGAAAGUUUAAUGUUUGAUACGGACGCUGUAUGGUAUCAUGUACCCAGAAAAAAUUAUUACGUUUGAUUAAUGUUAAAGGUUAAAUAACUGUUAAUAGUUAUCCUCCCUAUCCGUGUGGAAGUGGUAAGUUUUUGGCUAUUUAAGUUUAAAGGAAAUAACUUGAAGGCUACCGUUUAGGUCGCUAGCUCUCUAGUUUGCGAGUUAGCAUGUGUCUCAAGACAGUUGCAGUUGCGCAAUAUGUUGUAAAUAAAAAGAGUAUAAAUGUGACUAUAGUCGUGUUUUGUCAUGUCUACAGGGCUCUAAUAAUGCUUUGUUCAUUUUAAUCUGAAAAAAAUAAUUUGUCUACCCACCAACUAUAUGUGGUUUCUUAAGUUUGUAUUAUUUGCCGUUUUAUUAUUAUUAUUAUAUUUAUUUAUUACUGAUUGAUUGAUUUUCUUUAUUAUUGAUUUAUUUAUUUUUAAUCUUAUUUUGUGCUGAUCCCAACAAUCAGUGAUUUAUAAAGGAAAAUCUUGAAAAUUAUCAGGGGUGGCCAAAAUUGUCAUACCACUGUGACACAUAUACACACACACACACAGACACUUUGGACCUGCUGCACGGUGGAGUAACGGACGGAGUAAGAUUUGUAAUGUUGAAUUUGUACGUGAAUUCAGUGUGUUUCUUUCUCUGCUUUGAGGUUCUCUUGUGUUACAUUUGGCAUUGGAAAGAGAAGCACACGAUUCAGCUGUCAAGUGUCAUCGUAUUACUGAAUGUAUUUAUCUUUUGACAUCAAUAAAAAUUCUGUGAUGUGAGAUAUA
Messenger RNA from Doryrhamphus excisus (bluestripe pipefish), 6981 nucleotides. NCBI's taxonomy places the organism in Eukaryota, Metazoa, Chordata, Actinopteri, Syngnathiformes, Syngnathidae. The record is from RefSeq and is a predicted model, not a curated record.